AUGGCAGCGUCCGCCCGUGGGCUCCGCACUCUCCAAUCCGCCCACUCAUCCACCACCGUACCUAGGCUUCAAUUAGCUGUAUCCAGAUGCUAUGCGACAACUACCUCCCCCGAUCCCCCCAUAACCAAUUCCUCCAAUUCCUCCAAUUCCUCCAAUUCCACGCCCACCCCCAAGCAGCGAAUCACAGCUUUCAAAGACAAGCUAAACGCCGGCCCCUCGUUCUCCGAUUUUGUCUCCGGCGGCGGCGGCGGCGGCGCCUCAAACGACCGCGUCCCCCUGGACCCCGCCGAAGCGUAUGCCCUGAAAACCGCCCUCGUAGGGCCCCCCGGCAGAAAGAAGCAGAUCAUCCGUCUGCCCUCCUGGCUCAAGACCCCCAUCCCAGACACCCCAAACUACAGGCGCAUCAAAAGCGACCUCCGCGGCCUAAACCUGCACACCGUCUGCGAAGAAGCCCGCUGCCCCAACAUAUCCGAUUGCUGGGGCGGCAGCUCCAAGUCCGCCGCAACGGCCACAAUCAUGCUGAUGGGAGACACGUGCACGCGCGGCUGCCGCUUCUGCAGCGUGAAGACGUCCCGCACGCCUCCGCCGCUCGACCCGCACGAGCCGGAGAAUACGGCCGAGGCGCUCUCGCGUUGGGGGCUGGGGUACGUGGUGAUGACGAGCGUUGACCGGGACGACCUUGCCGACGGCGGGGCGAGACAUGUGGUCGAAACGGUGCGCAAGGUCAAGCAGAAGGCGCCCGGCAUCCUCCUCGAGUGCCUGACGGGCGACUACGCGGGGGACCUGGAGAUGGUGGCGCUGGUGGCUACGUCGGGCCUGGACGUGUUCGCGCACAAUGUCGAGACGGUCGAGGCGCUGACGCCCUUUGUGCGGGAUCGGAGGGCCACGUUCCAGCAGAGCCUGCGGGUGCUGAAGGCGGCGAAGGAGGCCAGGCCGGAGCUUAUUACGAAGACGUCGAUCAUGCUUGGGCUCGGGGAGACGGAGACGCAGCUGUGGGAGACGCUGAGGGCGCUGAGGGCGGUCGAUGUUGAUGUUGUUACCUUUGGGCAGUACAUGAGGCCGACGAAGCGGCAUAUGGCUGUGCAUGAAUAUGUGAGGCCGGAGGUGUUUGAUUUGUGGAAGGAGCGGGCUCUGGAGAUGGGGUUUUUGUACUGUGCGUCUGGGCCGUUGGUGAGGAGUAGUUACAAGGCUGGGGAGGCGUUUAUUGAGAAUGUGUUGAAAAAGAGGAGGGGGGAGGGUGCUGACGGUGGUGAUGGUGGGAACUCGACGAGGCGUGAGGAUGUGGAGAGAUUGGUUGCUGGAGGGGUAGUGCGGUGA
This is a messenger RNA of Paracoccidioides brasiliensis Pb18, 1317 nucleotides long. Its product is annotated as lipoyl synthase, mitochondrial. Gene Ontology annotation, molecular function: lipoate synthase activity; 4 iron, 4 sulfur cluster binding. The record is from RefSeq and is a predicted model, not a curated record. Gene Ontology annotation, biological process: lipoate biosynthetic process. Gene Ontology annotation, cellular component: mitochondrion. The coding region runs from base 1 to 1317 and encodes 438 amino acids. The transcript has a single exon.